AUGCCCCAAUCAGCAUUAUUAGCUGAUAAAAGAGUUAAAUUAUUCAUAACUCAUGGAGGACUGGCAAGCACUAUGGAAGUUGCAUAUUCUGGAAAACCUGCACUUGUGGUAAGACAAAUUUUUUCUAAAACCAAUAAAUACUAAAUUGUUUCUAGGUUCCGUUGUUCAGUGAUCAAUUUCACAAUGGGAUGAUGUUAUCGAGACAUAAAGGAGCUAUAACUUAUGAUAAAUAUGAAUUAGCAAAUCCAACUAAACUCAUUGCAAAUGUUCGUCAAAUUUUAGAGACACCCAGGUAACUAUUUUCUGGAAAAUACAGUGCGUUCCAUAAGUAUACGCGCACCCAUAAAAAUGAUUUUUCGGCUCUCAACUUAACUUUUUGAGUAGAAAUAAGUUGUUUAACGAUAAGUACGUGUAAAAAUACAUAUGUAUACACUUUUCUGAUAUAAAAAAGCAACAAAUAGUUUUUCGGGGAAAAAAAUAUGAAAAUUUCGGAUUUUUCAGCGUCUCAAAAGUAUACGCGCACCCUAUCAAACUGUAGUUAGGAGGCAUCUGGUAGGAAAAUAAGUGCUCUGAGGUUAUUUGGCAUGCUGAAAAACGUAAAAUCACUUAUUUCUACCUAUUGGUAAAAUAUUUACCAUGAACAUUUAUUUUGUGGAACAAACAUUUCUGACCAAAUUUUCAAAAAAUUCGAUUUUUUUUAGAAAAAUUUUCUGUUGUUUUAGAAUUGUUAGGACCAGUCUUAGAAUGUGUUUUUUGAAUUUUUGACACAAUUUCGUAGCAAUUUGACUGAUUUAUCUCUUCGAAAUUAUGAGUUUUUCACAUAAAAUACAUGAAAAACGCUCAAUUUUUCAAAGAAGUCGGGAAAAAUAUUUUUUGAUUUUCAAUUUCUGGGCAGAAAUUUUUCUGAUAUGCAUACAAAAACUGUUUUUCAAAAAUUUAGAAUAUCUUCAAAAGUUCUAAUUAUUGAGAUUCUCGAUGAAACUGCCCAAGAGAAUGUUUGAGAUGAAACUUACUUUUUUCUUUUUUUGAAAAACUAUUCUUUUUGUGAAUUUUCCUACCCACUUCAGAAUAAAAUUGAAAAACAAUUCAAUUUCACAUUUUUUCAUAAUUUUUGAACGUUGAUCGAUCAAUUUACAAAAAGAUAUUGGACUAAAACUGAACUAAAAGAGAAAUUUAUGAUUGAAGCAAAACAUUAAAAAAUGUUGAUUGCAACAGUUCUUCAAAUAAAAAUUCAAAAUACACUUUAGAUGUAUGUUGAAUGUUUGAGAAGUCUUUGAAAGUGACUAAAACUUGUGUUUCAGUUAUUUUAAUUGCUUUUUAUCAAUUAGGUUGAUGUUUGCAAAACGAAACGAUGAGUUUUAGAUCGAAAAUUGACCGUUUUUCAUGUAUUUUAUGUGAAAAACUCAUAAUUUCGAGAAGAUAAAUCAGUCAAAUUGCUACGAAAUUGUGUCAAAAAUUCAAAAAACACAUUUUAAGACUGGUCCUAACAAUUCUAAAACAACAGAAAAUUUUUCUAAAAAAAUUCGAAUUUUUGGAAAAUUUGGUUAGAAAUGUUUGUUCCACAAAAUAAAUGUUCAUGGUAAAUAUUUUACCAAUAGGUAAAAAUAAGUGAUUUUACGUUUUUCAGCAUGCCAAAUAACCUCAGAGCACUUAUUUUCCUACCAGAUGCCUCCUAACUACAGUUUGAUAGGGUGCGCGUAUACUUUUGAGACGCUGAAAAAUCCAAAAUUUUCAUAUUUUUUCCCCGAAAAACUAUUUGUUGCUUUUUUAUAUCAGAAAAGUGUAUACAUAUGUAUUUUUACACGUACUUAUCGUUAAACAACUUAUUUUUACUCAAAAAGUUAAGUUGAGAGCCGAAAAAUCAUUUUUAUGGGUGCGCGUAUACUUAUGGAACGCACUGUACAAAAAUAAAUUCACAAAAUUUGUUUUUCAGUUUCUUGGAAAAUGCUGAACUUUUGGCCAAAGUUUUACAUAACCAACCAAUUCAACCAAAACAAUUAUUAUUAUCCCAUAUGGAAUUUGCUGCAAAAUUUCCAAAUCUCAAAAGUUUGGUACCAGAAAAUAAUUUUAACAACUUGAUAGCUUUUUAUUAUUUGGAUGCAUAUUUAGUUAUUCUAGGAUUUUCAAUUUAUAUAAUUUAUCUGUUAUCGAAACUAUUGAAAUUUCGGAUUUUCAAAAUGAAAAAGGAUUGA
Molecule: messenger RNA, 2192 nt
Organism: Caenorhabditis angaria
Lineage: Eukaryota; Metazoa; Nematoda; Chromadorea; Rhabditida; Rhabditidae
Source: the annotation of a GenBank genome assembly